CGUCGUCUCCUGAGGAAGGGAAAAAAAAAGCACCCACGUCUGGGAGAGACAAGAUACAGCCUCCACCAUCGCUGUUCACGCUGGCGACCCUCCGAAUUCACAUCUCGCCUCCCUGGCCCUCUUCUGCCUGUCCGCAAGCCCUGUCGAAUCCCUAGCCAAAGAUGGACGAAGCGCAAGUUCUACCGCCGCCACCAAUCGAGCCCAUCUCUCGACCAAGCUCGACGUCAACCUCUGCAUCUGCCAAUGUGCAGCAACUGCCCGGCAUUGCCUCCCUUGCAGCAAGUAACGCGACGGCUGAGCCCCCACAGCAGCAAAGCAUCCUUAGACCACCUCCAAUUCCUCAGCCUCAAAUGUAUCAUGGCGUCUCCCCUGCUGCUACAAGCGGCGGCAACAACGGCAACAUGCCGGUCUGCCAAAACUGCGGAACGUCAACAACGCCAUUAUGGCGACGUGACGAGUUUGGCUCCGUCCUUUGCAAUGCAUGUGGACUUUUUUUGAAGCUGCACGGACGACCGCGACCGAUAUCCCUCAAGACGGACGUUAUCAAGAGCCGAAACCGUGUUAAGACGAUGCGCCCAGAUCUGGCUCCCAAGAGAAAGCAGCAACAUCAACAACAUGGACACGGCUUCCCCCUCUCGACAGAUCCUAACAGUGCUGAGAACACUGCGGCACAAGCAAUUCGACGAGCGCAAAAGGCGAAUGGCGAAGGUCCCAACUCACCCAUCUCCCGCACCGGAACCCCUUCCAUGUACAACCAUGGCCUGCCUUCUUUCAUGGUGGACGACCCGUCCCAAGCAGGCGUCGGCGGUUUCAAUGGCGGGGAGGGACGUGCCGUCUCGCCCAUGAAUGGAGACCGUGGCCUUGAGUCUCCUCAAACACAAGAGCAACUCAUUGCGAAUAAUUCGAGUUUGAAAACAAGAGUCAGAGAACUUGAGUUCAUCAACGAACUAUUCCGCGGUCGUCUCAGCCAGCUUGAGCAGCAAGAAGCCGCUGCCUCUGAAGCUCUUAGGGGCCAAGAGGUCGCCGGCGUCGAGCAUACUCAGCUGCGGGCUCAACUAGACGUUAGCAGAGAAACCGAAAAUCAACUACGAGGUCAACUUGAAGAGAGUCACCGAAGGGAAAACAUCCUCAAGCGACGCCUCGAUGACCUGGAGCUUGAACUGAAGGCUGCGAAAGAAGCUCUCAAUGAAGCAGAUGCGCGGCCCUACAAGAGAGCACGCACCAUAGACUCUGACGAGGCUGUCAAGGCCGAAGCGGCUGAUGCUCUGGCUGCAGUCGCAGUUGCCGUUGCUCCAGAGCUAAUGGUUGAUGCCCAUAUGGCAGAAGUACCUGCUGCGGAGCACGUUGCUGAAGCACACGAAGAGCUGCCGUCCGGCAUGUCAAUGGAUGACGGCGCUGAUAUUACUCCCUCUGCCAUUACAGAGCCUGUUGUCGAGCCAUCCACAGAAUUGGCUACAGAACUAGCUGCAGAAGCGGCCCCUGCAGAUGCAGCUGAGACAGUUGUAGAAACAGUUACAGAGACGGUUAUCGAGACAACUGCCGAAGGAACUACGGAGAUGGUAACGGAGACAACGGCUGAGGCUGUGACUGAACCUGCUGCCGAGCCUACUACGGAGCCUGCUACUGAGCCUGCUGCCGAGUCUAUUACGGAGCCUACUACGGAGCCUACUGCUGAACCUGUUCCAGAGCCUGUUGCCGAAGCUACCACCGAGAUGGACUCAGCUCCAGAGGCAUCUAAGCCCGCCAUGGCAGACACAAAUAAUGCUACCCCAGAACUAGAGGGUGCUGCCGCCCCUGCAGAAGUCGCCGCUUAAAUUUCGCGUGCGAUGACUGCUGGGUUGCUGCAAACUCAGGGCUCCGAGCCCAAUACGCUUGUCCACUAACAGUAAUCCUCUUCUUUUUGUUCCUCUUCAUUUUGCCCUAGGAUGUGGCAGCGGCGGAUGCGUGGUAUAUGUUGACGAAUCUUGCUCAUUUUAAUACCCUUGUACGAAACCCGAUUUGAUAUCAGUCAACGGU
Molecule: messenger RNA, 2016 nt
Organism: Trichoderma asperellum CBS 433.97
Lineage: Eukaryota; Fungi; Ascomycota; Sordariomycetes; Hypocreales; Hypocreaceae
Source: RefSeq, a predicted model, not a curated record